Messenger RNA from Neospora caninum, 864 nucleotides. Its product is annotated as putative nuclear cap-binding protein. The record is from RefSeq and is a predicted model, not a curated record. Gene Ontology annotation, biological process: mRNA cis splicing, via spliceosome. NCBI's taxonomy places the organism in Eukaryota, Apicomplexa, Conoidasida, Eucoccidiorida, Sarcocystidae. Bases 1 to 864 code for a protein of 287 amino acids. Gene Ontology annotation, molecular function: RNA cap binding. Gene Ontology annotation, cellular component: nuclear cap binding complex. The transcript has 3 exons.
AUGUCACGCCUUUAUGCGAGCCUCAAAGGCCGUGACACGUAUUACGACCGGCGCUCGGCGAACAGCUUAGAAGAAUGGAAGGCGAAGGUGGCGCGGUCCUGCGUGGUGUAUGUCGGAAAUCUGAACUUUUCGACGACAGAAGAUGAACUCUACGAGGUCUUCAGCCACGCAGGCCUCGUUCGUCGGGUCGUGAUGGGGCUGAACAGGCAGACGCGGUCGCCGUGCGGCUUCGCCUUCGUUGAAUAUUUUCGUCCUCGCUCGGCCCAAGUCGCCAUCGCCGUUCUCAACGGAUGCAACUGCGACGGCCGCGUCAUUCGCGUCGACGCCGACAGCGGCGAAGACAUCGACGGCGACCGGAAAUAUGGACGAGGCUUCACGGGCCGACAGUGGCGCGACGAGUACCGCGAGGAGUACGAUGUCGGGCGAGGCGGCGAGGGCCGGAAGAGAGCCCGCGAGGAGCACGGCUUUGACCCGAGCAAUCCAGUCUUGUACGCGGCGCCGAUGCAUGCGUUGCCGAACGCGGCGGGGCUGUUUCCUGCACAGCCGGUGGGUGCCUUCGUCUCCGGCGCGGUUGUCGCGAACGACAACUUGCCGCCUUGGUCGCGCAACGUGAGGGCGAAGACGGCGGUCCCCCCUCCGCCGGGGGUGCUCUCGACAGAGCCUGCGUUCGCGUUGCCGGUCAGCGCACAGGCUGUGGCGCCCGGGUCGGGAGGCGCCGCAGGGUUCGGCUCUUACCUGCAGCUGGUUGGAAAUGCACAGAAUGGCAACGACCGCAGAAAUCCGAGGGGACACAACCCAUUUGCAGCCGCAGGGACUGGAUUCUUCAAAGGCGGCGGAGGUCGAAGAGGCGGCAGAAGAAGAUGA